CAAAGAUUGGCAACACAACCUUGGGAGCCCUUUAUUCCUGAAAAAUUAUGUGCAAAAUAGUGUGCUGAGAUUAACCGGUUUCAUCUUUCAGCCACAUAUGUACCUGAUCCAAUCUAGCUACAUCCGCGUGGAGACAAGUGGAACCAAUAUGUGGGAGAUGUUCCUAGGUGGUCUUCCUGAAGAUGUUUAUAUCUUGGCAUCAUGCAAUGGCUUGCUCUGUUUCUAUAGCAUUUCACAAGAACCAGCUUUAUAUGUAUGCAACCCUGCAAACAAACAAUGUCUUAAGUUGCCGCCAUCUAGCGGCGGAUACAUAAGCAUUGGAAUUGCUUUUGACUAUGAAGGAGGAUCCAUUGACAGUGCCACCAACUCUGCCAAGUUCAAGUUAGUUAAAGUUGUUAAUGCUCAACCAAUGAUUUCUACUGACUUGAGAUUUCAAAUUUAUUCAUCAGAAACAAGAUCUUGGAAGAUGUCAAAUGCAACCUGCAAAGGCGGGAUAUUGUUGAAGAAUAAAGGAAUUUACUUAAGAGGUGUCUUAUAUUGGCUUGGCGAAUGCAAAAGAAUACUGGUUUUUGAUGUUCGGACCGAGUUAGCUUUGUGGAUUCUUAGGCCAUGCGCUGCCAAAGAUACUUGUUCGUCGUCAUCAUGCAUCGGAGAGUCUAAUGGCACACUGCAUUAUGUCUCACUGACAAAAACAUUAGGUCUUUGUGUGUGGAGUCUUGAGCAUUAUUUUGGAGAAUGGACUCUUGAGUACAAGAUGUCUUUUGAGGAUUUUAAAGAACAAUGUGAACGUACUUUUUCCAAAUUUUUAGUGGAUAAAUCGGCAGUAACUCCUCUAGCCUUCAAAGACUGGGUGUUGCCGCUGCUAAUUCGUGGUAAAGAUCAAUUUGCUGUUGUUAUUAAUGCUGUGUUAGCUAAUGCAUAUGGACCAUCUUUGUUUGCAACUUUGAAUGAUUUAGAUGUGUGGUAG
Molecule: messenger RNA, 967 nt
Organism: Arachis stenosperma
Lineage: Eukaryota; Viridiplantae; Streptophyta; Magnoliopsida; Fabales; Fabaceae
Product: F-box protein At5g49610-like
Exons: 2
Coding region: 149-967 (272 amino acids)
Source: RefSeq, a predicted model, not a curated record